AUGAAGAAUUGUACACAUCCGAACUGUUGUGACCCUAAACAAUGUAGGCUAAAAGGUAAAGCUGCAUGUGGCUCCGGAGAAUGUUGCACAAAUGCUUGCAAGUUGAAACCAGCUAAUACCCUUUGUCGGAAAUCAGUUGAUGAUGAAUGCGACUUUGUUGAGUUUUGCAAUGGAAAGGAUCCGCACUGUGUACCUGACACACAUGCACGAGAUGGACAUCACUGUGAUUCGGGUCAAUCCUACUGUUAUCAAGGAAUUUGUCGUAUUUUUGACAAACAGUGUAAAAGAUUAUUUGGACGUG
Molecule: messenger RNA, 301 nt
Organism: Castor canadensis (American beaver)
Lineage: Eukaryota; Metazoa; Chordata; Mammalia; Rodentia; Castoridae
Source: RefSeq, a predicted model, not a curated record